AUGGUCAAAGCAACCGGGCUGUUCGCCCUCCUCGUCGGCAUCUCUGCAUACCAUGUAGAGGCCCGAAGCUCCCCCCGUGGUAAAGCCAAGUAUACCUUGGAUGAUAUUCAUCCACUGACAGACCCGAGCACCGGCCUUGUUAAGUGUUGCCCCGAGGGAACCGAAUUCGACGGCAAGGCUUGUGUCCUUGGUGUCCCUACCUGUCCUGAGGACUUUAUUCGCAAGGACAACAAAUGUGUCUCAAAGUUCAAGCCGAUCUGCCCCAAUGGAAGCGAAUAUGACGGCAACCUUUGUGUCUCUGAUGGUCUCCCAACUUGCCCGCCCCCUACCACGCUGAAGGGUACAUCGUGUGUAGCCGGAGCACCAACCUGCCCUUCGGGCCUUGAGUACAACGGCAAAGUAUGUCUAUCGAAGCAAUUGCCGGCAUGCCCUACAAACUACACCUUCAAUGGCAAGACCUGUGUCAGUGUCAAGAAGCCCCAAUGUCCCGAGGGCUUGAAGCUUGGCGAUGGGAAGUGUAUCAGUGUCGGCUCCCCGGUCUGCCCCGCUGGCACAGAGUAUAAUGAGAAACUUGGAGUCUGCGCUUCGGUUGUUACUCCUGUGUGCGAAGAAGGGAGCCAGGUCAAGAACGGCGAGUGCGUAUCUGAUACUCCACCAUCAUGUCCCGAGGGCAGCACCUUCAACCCUAGCACGGUAAAGUGUACCUCGACCGACAAGCCUAGCUGCCCUCCGGGAUCCGAACUGGACCUACACUCUCAAAACUGUGUACUGAACGAGGCGGCCGAAUGUCCUCCCGGUAACCUCCUCUCCACUGAUCUUGCUUCCGGUGUUGCCCGCUGCUGUCCUAAUGGUAUGGCUUGGAAUGGUGACGUCUGUCUCUUUGAAACAGAUACGAGUGGCAAAUGCCCCCCAGGCCUCACCCAGGUGGGCAAGUACUGCCAAAAGCAGGCUACCAAGAUUCCCCAAUGUCCUCCUGGCGCGAAGCUGGAUGGCAGCCGCUGUAUUCUAACUGAACUCCCCGAAUGCCCUCCUGGUCACAUCCUGGAAGGAUCCACUUGCUCUAUGAUGGAGAAGCCUGAAUGUCCUCCUGGUUUAACACUGUCUGGGGAGAACUGCAUUUCUACCGUUGAGAUUAACUGUCCGCCCGGAACCAGGUUCGAGAAGGGUGUUUGCACUAGCGUCUCUCAACCCUCUUGUGAGGAUGGAUUCGUUUUUGACGGAACUAGCUGCGUCUCUACCACUCACACCCCCGUUUGUGCGGAGGAGGGCCACACCUUGGACGGCGAGGAAUGUCUUAUUCCGCAGAUCCCCACCUGCCCUGAAGAUACCACAUUCGAUGGUACCCGUUGUGUUUCCACCAGUACUCCUUCCUGCCCACCCGGCUCCGUCCACAAUGGCAAGGGCGACUGUCUUACAAGCUCCGUGCCUCAAUGCCCUCCUGGGUCUACUUUGCUUGAAGGUGGCUGCGUAGUUGGCGUUCCUACCUGCCCCAAGGGAACAGUCUGGGACUCGAAGCAGUGCAUCAGCCCCAAGGAUCCCGAAUGCCCACCAGACCACAAGUGGAGCAACGGAAAAUGUCUCAACCUUGCGACCGUGGAAUGUGAACCCGGCUACGCCUUGGUAAACGGCGAAUGUGUCUCCGACAGUAAGCCAGAGUGUGGCCCAGGAACCACUUUCAACGGUCAGGAAUGUGUUGGUGAAGUACCCAAAUGUCCUGAAGGGCUUAUCUUUGACGGAGAGGAGUGUGCCCAUCCCGAGGAACCUGCUUGCCCCAUUGGAAUGAAGUUCAACGGCAAGAAGUGUGUAGCGGAGAAGCCGCCAGCGUGCCAACCUGGCACCAUCUUCGACAAGAAGACGAAGGAGUGUGUGGCUGUUGAGCCACCUCAGUGCCCCCCUGGUCAGGUCUUCAAUGGCAAGAACUGUGCCCUGGCAUCUGGUGACUGUAUGAGCUUCGAGUACUGUCCCGUUAUGGGCGGUCUUUCCUCGGGCGGUCUUGCUACAGGUGGCCCUUCCACCGGCGAUUCAGAAUGCCCGGAAGGUACUGUGUAUGAUAAGUAUACCGGCAUGUGUGCAGAUUGGUGA
Molecule: messenger RNA, 2082 nt
Organism: Aspergillus caelatus
Lineage: Eukaryota; Fungi; Ascomycota; Eurotiomycetes; Eurotiales; Aspergillaceae
Exons: 1
Coding region: 1-2082 (693 amino acids)
Source: RefSeq, a predicted model, not a curated record